AUGGGUUCUUCUCAAAUUCUCAAGUAUCUUAUGGCUAUGGCUCUUUUUCUGUUAUGCAUACGCGCCAUCGCCGUGGAGGAGCCUCCAAUAGGUUCCCAAGGAGAAGAUAGAGAGGCCCUUUUGGCUCUCAAAUCUGAAUUCAACAAUUCUUUUCUUGAUGACAAUUGGACUAGCCUCAUUUGGAAUAUGAAUAACACCCCAAAUUGGUAUGGCAUUCAGUGUUUAAACGGUCGAGUCACCGGAAUUCUGCUGGAAAAUAUGAGUCUGACUGGAGAAAUCAAAGCUGAUGCACUUGUCAACCUCAUUGAGUUGUCCAUAUUGAGCUUUAAGAACAAUUCCAUUUCAGGGAAUUUAAUGGACUUCUCAAAGAAUCAGAAGCUGAGAGAAAUUGAUUUAUCAGGCAACCAGUUUGAUGGAUCAAUAUCAACUUCACUUCUGAGUCUUAAUCUCUUGGAGUCAUUGCAGCUUCAAGAUAACAGAUUAACUGGUUCAAUCCCAGAUUUCCACCUGCCUAACUUGAGGAAAUUCAAUGUCUCGAAUAACGAUCUCUCGGGGCCGAUACCAAACGCUCUCCAAUCAUUCAAUUAUAAUUCUUCAUAUGAGGGUAACAAGGAUUUGUGUGGACCACCCUCUCCCACAGACUGCGAUAGCACCAAUACUGAAGCAUCAAAGGCUAACAAUUCGAACGGUUCAACAUCUCGUUUUGCAGCCAUUUUGAUUGUUGUAGAUGUUGUUGGCCUAAUUGUUAUUUUUUUCCUUUUCAUUGUUUACUGCAAGAAAUCCAGGAGGCUCAAGAAACAGAUGGAGAGACUGGAAAGACUGAACUUAGUGGUAAAAGAAGAGGAAAAAAAAGAUGAGACACAGAUAGAGAUAACAGAAGAGAGAAGCAGAAUAAUUCAAGGAGAACAAGAAAAAGGGAAGCUCACAUUCAUGGAUGAUCAUGAAAUGCAAUUUGAGCUUGCAGAUCUAUUAAAAGCCUCGGCGGACGGAUUGGGGAAAGGGAAUUUUGGAAGCUGUUACAAGGCUGUGGUGAAUGAUGGACUAGCUGUGGUUGUGAAGAGGCUAAGGGACUUGAAACCAUUGAGCAGUGAUGAAUUUGUGAAGCAACUGAUAUUAAUUGCAGAUCUGAAGCAUCCAAACUUGUUGCCUCUUCUUGCUUACUACUAUUCCAAUGAUGAGAAAUUGUUGAUGAACAGAUUUGCAUUGAAUGGCAACGUUUACAAUCGCCUUCACGGAGGAAAAGGGACAAAGGAUCGGAUUCCAUUUCGAUGGAGCUCAAGAUUAGCUGUUGCUCGCGGUGUAGCUCGGGCUCUGGAGUAUUUGCACCUAAACCAUAAAUCCCAAACCAUUGUUGUCCCUCAUGGGAACUUAAAAUCAUCCAAUGUUCUCCUCGACGAGAACAAUAUGGUGCUUGUCUCGGAUUAUGGUUUCACUUUGCUCGUUGCACCGCCACUCGCUGCUCAACGUAUGACUUCAUACAAAUCACCAGAGUACCAAACUUACAAAAAAGUUUCGAGAAAGUCAGAUGUAUGGAGCUAUGGAUGCCUGCUUUUAGAGCUCUUGACCGGAAGAAUUCCGAUUAACUCAGCUCCACAAGGCAUCAAUGGUGUUGAGCUGUGCAGUUGGGUUCACAGGGCUGUUAGAGAAGAAUGGACGGCUGAGAUUUUCGACGUGGAAAUAUCAGUGCAGAGAGUUGCCAACAAUGGGAUGGUGAGGCUACUACAAAUUGCAUUGAAGUGUUGCGAUAAGUCACCGGAAAAGAGGCCGGAGAUGAGUGAGGUGGUGAGAGAGAUUGACAACAUAAAAGUGGUGGCCAACUCGGAAGACGAAGAAGAUUUCUCGAUGGAUCCAUCGUUGACGGAUGACUCCAUUUCUGCAACUCCAUCCUUGGUCAUUAGUGGAGAAGAGUGAUGAUUUGGUUAUGACUCAUGGCGGCGAGAGUCUCGGACACUAAACUAUUUUUAAUUUUUUAUUUUUCACUUUGCUACAUCAGUUAUGGCAUAUAAACAAUUGUUUGUUAUCAUGGCAACUAUAAGAUUUUCUAUCCCUUGUAGUCUUAGCCCUUACCUUGGAAUUGGGUGCAUGAGACCUAAUUUCCUUGGUACAUUUGGUGGUUUUAUGAUAAUGUUUUGUCACUUUGUCCAAUGCUGUCCAAAACAGUAUCAGCUUGCUACUUGUAUUCUUAUGUCAAACAGAAC
Ilex paraguariensis (yerba mate) is the source of this 2198-nucleotide messenger RNA. The record is from the annotation of a GenBank genome assembly. Lineage: Eukaryota; Viridiplantae; Streptophyta; Magnoliopsida; Aquifoliales; Aquifoliaceae.